Exophiala spinifera is the source of this 1134-nucleotide messenger RNA. RefSeq lists its product as uncharacterized. NCBI's taxonomy places the organism in Eukaryota, Fungi, Ascomycota, Eurotiomycetes, Chaetothyriales, Herpotrichiellaceae. The transcript is spliced from 8 exons. The coding region runs from base 1 to 1134 and encodes 377 amino acids. The record is from RefSeq and is a predicted model, not a curated record.
AUGAAGUUCACUCGAUUGACGCCGUUGUUCACGGCAGCUACACUAUCUGCAGAAAUUAGUCCACCAAAUCGAGCUUGCGAGUCCUUCAGAAUCCCUGUCACCGUCAGUUCCGAGGAUCUGAUCUACGCUUUGCCGCACUUCAACAGCGAUUUCGACGUGGCCGACUUCAUUGACAUCCUCUCAAGCAGGUCUUCACUCCCUAUUUCUAGCAUUUUCGGGGGUACCCACAACGUGACCGCAGCCUACACAAUUGGUGCAACUUUCUGCAGACCCCAGCAUAAUUAUACAAACAAUACAGUUCUGAUCGCUACCCACGGUCUGAACUUCGACAGAAGCUAUUGGGAUCCCAAUCUGCAGAACGGCAACUAUAGUUUCGUCGAUUUUGCGGUCAGCCAGGGUUACUCUGUGCUGUUCUACGAUCGUCUAGGUGUUGGAGAGUCCAGUCGGGUCUCAGGCUACGCCGCCCAGCUUUCGAAUCAGGUUGCCAUCCUUCAGCGGCUUGUCGGCACUGUCAGGGAUACAAAGUACAAAGACAGAUUUGGUAGGCCAAAGUCUGUGGUUCUGGUUGGUCACAGCUUCGGCAGUGGAAUAUCCUUAGCAACAGUCGCCUUGGAUCCGACAAUCGCCGACGGUCUCGUUCUUACAGGUUUUAGCCUCAACACUAGCUACUCCAACCCCAUCGGCUUCGCGAUGGCUGCACAGCCUAGAAUUGCCGCACUUCAAAACCCUCAGAAGUGGUCUCAGCUCGACACAGGCUAUUUGACUCCAGCAGAUCUAUAUGCGAACGUGAAUACAUUCUUCAAAAAACCUGAAUACGACACCAGCGUUGCCGAGUAUAGCGACGUCACGAAAGAGCCGUUCGCUAUCACGGAGCUCUUAUCCGCCGCCACGCUGGACAGUCGACCGCUUGCAUUUACAGGUCCAACUAUGAUCAUUGCUGGAGAAUACGAUUUCAUCUUCUGCACAUCUGACUGCAACGGGGCACUUGACUAUCCCGCCUCGCUGGUCUUCCCGCAGGCCAAAGCGUUCAAGGCGGUGAGCUAUCCGAAUGCUGGUCAUGGACUCAAUCUGCAUUUGAAUGCACGUGGCGCCUUCAAGGAGAUAACUAUGUUUCUUUCGUCCCACGGCCUGUAA